AUGGCCGGAUUCACCAACAACUUGAGAACAAUAGCACUGCAAAGGCCGUAUGACCCAGCAUCACAGCGUCGAGCUCAAGCCACUGUCGAUUUGUACCGCCGUACCCCUAGGUUCCCUCCUCUGCCGGAACCCAAGCAACCGACGGAAAUUCACCAACCACGAAUUGAAGUCUUCAGUUUACCUAUUGAGAUAUACCAGAUCAUCAUACACCACGCGACUGUGUCGGGCGAUAUUGACUAUGAGAAAGACCACGGCCUUUGUCUCAAUAACAUUUUUGCUCUGGCACGUACCUGCCGGGUGUUCCAAGAGAUUGUUGAGGCAUUUCUGUAUAAACAGUCCGGGUUUGAACGACUGGCAGAUAUUGAGUACCAAUAUUUAUUCAGGUUCUCGUUAGCUGUCGAGCCUCGGCGGGCGCGUCUUAUACAAAAAUUGGAUCUUUACUGGCACCAUAAGCCAAGCAACAGUCGGCUCAUGGUCGAUACAGUCCGAGCCUGCCCAAACUUCUCAACACUUAAUCUGGUGCGGCUCUAUCGGACUAAAUCAUCAUACAAAAAUGCCGAGUUCUACAACCAAAAGCUUAGUGAACUAGCUAAGCUGCUGAAUACGUCUCCCUCCGUCACGUCUUUUCACUUUAAGUUGGACAAAUUACCGGCGUGCGAACUGGAACGUUACCCAGUCCUUCCCAAUGAGAAGCGUUUUGUAAAGUUUGCCCAGCAGCUAACUGACGUUAAACUAUAUGGAUAUGCGGAAUGGUUCCAGCAUGCUGUUCUGCCACACCUAUCGUCUAGCCUAACGUCAUUCUCUAUCACAUCAAGAGACGCGCUGUCAGGAUUCUUUCCCCAGCUCUGGCAGCAAAGUCCUGCCCUGCAGAAACUCCACAUCGCGACGUUCGGGAGCAAGCUAAAAUUAACAGACGAGGUUAUUGAGUCUCUCCGACUCUGGGGACCGACACUAUGUCGUUUCCAUCUAGAUCUUUUCACACGUGACGAAAUCAAGCUGGGUCUGCUUUUGCCAUGGAUGCCCGUCCUGGAGGAGCUCAUUCUAGGCGACUGCAAUAUAAUCGGAACUGAAGGCAUAAUGGAUAUUGCUCGUGCAAGCCUGCCGCGGCUCAGGACCAUUGAUCUGGGCGCUAUGAAGCUUGCACGACCCGAGGUGAACGCAGCUCUCGUCGAGAUGAUCAGUAGACACGCAGCUACUAUUCAACGGAUCAGCAUCUCAGAACGCUACAAAAUGGAUAUAUAG
Fusarium sp. VM40 is the source of this 1242-nucleotide messenger RNA. NCBI's taxonomy places the organism in Eukaryota, Fungi, Ascomycota, Sordariomycetes, Hypocreales, Nectriaceae. The record is from the annotation of a GenBank genome assembly.